Seriola dumerili (greater amberjack) is the source of this 2815-nucleotide messenger RNA. RefSeq names its product NACHT, LRR and PYD domains-containing protein 14-like. Gene Ontology annotation, cellular component: cytoplasm. The transcript has 9 exons. Bases 104 to 2794 code for a protein of 896 amino acids. The record is from RefSeq and is a predicted model, not a curated record. NCBI's taxonomy places the organism in Eukaryota, Metazoa, Chordata, Actinopteri, Carangiformes, Carangidae. Gene Ontology annotation, molecular function: protein binding.
UGUCUUCAUAACGGAAAUCUGUCUGCAAUCUAAAGAUGUGCCUUUCUUAACAACACGUUGUCUCAUUGUUUUCCAGCAGCACCUCGUCUAAGGGACUUACGCAAUGGACAAAAACACUGUGCUGACUCAUAUCCUGAAGCCGAAUGGCAUGUCAACAAUCCUCGGUGGAGAGCUGCCUGUCAGUGUGAUAAACAACAAUAAGUACAUAUCCCAGCUGACUCCUGAAGCUCCGCUGACAGAUGGAAAUGUAGACGACAACUUGUCCUCCCUUGAUCAUGCCAUCCUCGCCGCUCUGUCUGGUGAAAUCAGGACUGUGAUACUGAUGGGUGCAGAAGGCUCGGGUAAAACCACUGCACUGGAGAAGCUAGUUGUGGAUUGGGCCAGAGGUGAACACCUUCAAAAUUUUGCUUAUGUCUUCUAUUUCCGGCUGAGGGAGAUAAGUUCUCUUGAAGGCAUGCUGUCAUUGGAGACAUUAAUGCAACACCAUCACAGUCAUAUCUCUUCUGAGUCCAUGCCCCGAGUUCUGCAGAAGCCUGAGGAUGUGUUGUUUGUUUUUGAUGAUCUGGAUCAAUACAAACUUAACCUGGACCCCUCAGUCCACACCCUCUGCUCUGACCCCAGCCAGGCAGUCUCAGUGUCCUGUUUGAUAGCCAGUCUGCUUCACGGAUCGCUGCUGAAAGGAGCUGCCUUUAUGGUGGCAACCAGGCCGACUGGAUGUCUGACAUGCCUGAGUGGCACCCGGGUGGAAGUGUUGGGGUUUCUGAAGCCCCAAAGAGAGGCUUAUUUUAACGGGUUCUUUACUGACCCAGUUGCUGCCAAUAAAGCACUGAUGCACAUGGAAAAGACUCUAGGUUUUUAUGAUUUCUGUACCUCUCCUAGAUUCUGCUGGACAGUUUGCUCUAUUUACAAGACUCUGAUGAAUGCUGGAGCAAAACUUCCUGAAACAUUAUCUCAGUUGUUUGUGGAUAUCCUGGUUCACCUGAUUCAACCACUCUCGCUGGACAAGGCCUGCAACAGAGAACUGGUGCUGGCCCUUGGCAGGAUGGCUUCUCAUUGCUCUCUUGGCCAACAUUUGAGCUGCACCAAAGAGGAACUUGAUUCCUUUGGUUUGCAACGAUUUAUUGCAUCAGUUGGUGUUUUCUUGCAAGUAGAUGGUGACCUGGAGUCAGACACAUGUGUUUUCUCUUUCACCUCCCAGCUGAUGCAGGAGUUCAUCUUAGCUGUGUCUUUCUUUUUGGACAAGUCAACAUCUGAGGGAGUGGAGAAGAUGUUGGAAGAGCACAAAGGUCAUGCAAAAUUUCUAGAUCUCUUCUUGUCAGGGCUCUCAGAGCCAAUUCAGUGCAGACCACUGGAGACCCUGCUGGGGGAGUUAAACCCAGACCAGGUCAUGAAUUUCAAAAGUUGGUUUAAAAGCAGCUCAGAGGAAACACUGAAGGGAUUUUUCAAAGACAGGCACCACCGGUGCUUCCAUCUGCUUCAUCAAGCUCAAAAUAAGAGUUUGGUGAAAGAGAUCAUCACCCCAUCAGCACGAAUAGGCAUCAGCUAUGGCGACCUGAACCUUCAGGACUGUGUAGCUCUGAACUAUGUCAUCACGUGCCUUGGUGAGAUGAAGCUGUUGAAUCUGUACAGAACAAGGAAUUUGACAGAGGAGCAAGCAGAAGUCCUCGCUCCAGCUAUGAGCUUAUCACACAAGAUACUCUUGGCAGACAGCUCCUUGAGCGCAGGGGCUGUCCCUCACCUGGCUUCAGCUCUCAGCAGAGGACUCACCGAGAAGCUGGAUAUUACUUAUACCCGCCUCGGAGAGGAAAAGUUUAAAAUUCUCUGUGCUGGACUCAGGGACUGCAAACUGCACAACUUGAAUCUUCAAGUAUGCAGACUGACUGAGGCCAGCUGUGAAGAUCUGGUGUUAGUGCUGACCUCAGCCGCCUCUCAGCUGUGUGUGUGUGAUAUAAGUUUUAAUGAGUUCGAGGACCAGGGCUUGAUGAAACUGUGCAAAGCACUCCAUAGUCCUCACUGCAGACUACAGCAGCUCUACCUGCAAAGCUGUGAGUUGACUGCAGCAUCCAUGGAAGCUUUAUCAGCGGCUUUGUGUUCUGGCAAUUCAGAGCUGAGAGAAUUGGGCCUAGCACGAAACACGAUCGGUGACAGUGGAGUGGAGGCUUUGUGCAAGGCCCUGCAACACCGACUUUGUAAACUGCAAAGCCUCAAACUGUCUGAUAAUGAGCUGACGGGUGUGUGCUGUCCUCAUUUGAUGGAGUCCUUGAUGUCAGAGCACUGCGUUCUGUCAGAGCUGGAUCUGUCAGUGAAUGAUUUGGGCCAGGAGGGUGUGCUGCUGCUCUGCCAAGCCCUCAGUCAACCCGGAUGUCCAAUGGAAAAACUCGGGCUGAAACGAUGUGAGUUAACCCAGCCGGUCUUCAAGGAACUGGGCUCACUGCUGAGAAGUGGGAAUUCGCAGCUUAAGUCCCUUUUUGUAGGUGUGAAUCAAGUCGGAAACCAAGGAGUUAAACAUCUUUGGGAUGCUGUUGCACAUCCAAGCUGUCUGUUGGAGGAACUUGAUGUUGAAAUGACUGCUCUGACAGACAGCUGUGUUGAGGACUUGUGUGCUGCUGUAAGAGCCAGUAAGACUUUGAAGAACCUGGAACUGAGAAACAACUCUCUGACUGAUGCUUCUGUCCCAGCCCUUAUCCGAGUCAUGGAGGACAGCCCCAACAUGCAGGAGAUGAACCUGCAGUACAACGACCUCAGUGAGGAGGCUUUCAACAUGUUGCCCGAGUGUGAUAAAAUAAGAUACUGAAGAAGGUGGACUAGUCCAUCC